Branchiostoma belcheri (Belcher's lancelet) is the source of this 3405-nucleotide messenger RNA. Its product is annotated as girdin-like. The transcript has 9 exons. The record is from RefSeq and is a predicted model, not a curated record. Lineage: Eukaryota; Metazoa; Chordata; Leptocardii; Amphioxiformes; Branchiostomatidae. Bases 134 to 2575 code for a protein of 813 amino acids.
UAUUGUUGUACCCGUUGACUGUUGCCUACCUGUUGCGCCUACCUGUUGACGAACUUACCUGUUGUCGAACAUACAGGAGCCCUAUAGCGGCUGCAAGUUCUUGUCUCGUCGGCGCAAACCAUCCCGGUUGACAAUGCGACAAGGCAUUAUUGUGCUUGUCCUUUUCCUUUUGUGCCUGGUGCUAUUGGUCACCAUUUCAGGAUGGAGGAUGGGAAGAAGGGGGAGACAGAAAUUCUGGGCUUGUGAGACUAUGCCCAAAAUACAGAGUGGACGGCCAGCCCAUGAUGAGUGCUGUAAGCGUUGUCCUGACUAUCAGAAGUCCACCUAUCAUGAUGGAGAUGACCAGUUUGAUGCAAGUGGUCCUCAGUGCAAGAAGGAGAGGCGUAUCCAUCUCUGGAGUGAAAGUGUUGUCAUUGUCACUCACUACGGAUUAUCCUGUCAUGGUGGACUUUUGCAAGAUAAUGUAAUUUGCAAGAGCUGCAUUCCAGAUGAGCGGUCCACCUAUCAUGAUGCAGAGGACCAACUAGUACGACUAAUACAUUAUCAUCGGUUGAUGAGAUAUACUGGAAAUGACGAGUGGCAUUCACCGCGCUUGCAAUUGCAGAGACCCUCCACAAAAGCCUCAAUGGACAAUCUGGAUCCAAUGUACAACAUUGAUCUGUUCCAAGGGCACAGAAGCACCACAAAAGUCUCAAUGGACCAUCUGGAUCCAAUGCACAAUGUUAACAUGCUUACCUUGAUUGGAACCAUGUACAUGUACCAGCACCUUGAGGCCUUGAGGAAAGAACUGGAUGCAAUACAGCAAACCAUAGCCUUGAGAAAAGAUCUUGACCCAAUAUACAAAACCCUUCAAGCCUUGACGAAUGAUCUGGACCAAAUAUACCAAAUGGUAGAAGCCCUGAGGAAUGAUCCGGAUUCAACAAACCAAAGCUCCCGAACCUUAGAAGCCUUGAGGAAUGAUCUGGAUCCAAUAAACCAAAUGCUAAAGGCUGUGAGGAUGGAUCUGGAUUCAAUAUACCUAUUUGUUAUGAUAAAGGCCUUGAGGAAAGAAGUGGAUACAAUACACCAAACCCUAAAGGCCUUGAGGAAAGAAUUGGAUUCAAUACACCAAACCGUAGAGGCCUUGAGGAAAGAACUGGAUCCAAUAUACCAAAUGUGUAAGGCCUUGACGAAUGAUCUGGAUCCAAUAUACCAAACCCUAAAGGUAUUGAGGAAAGAACUGGAUCCAAUACACCAAACCGUAGAGGCCUUGAGGAAAGAACUGGAUCCAAUACACCAAACACUAAAGGCAUUGAGGAUAGAACUGGAUCCAAUACACCAAACCGUAGAGGCCUUGAGGAAAGAUCUGGAUCCAAUAUACCAAACACUAAAGGCAUUGAGGAUAGAACUGGAUCCAAUACACCAAACCGUAGAGGCCUUGAGGAAAGAACAGGAUCCAAUACACCAAACACUAAAGGCAUUGAGGAAAGAACUGGAUCCAAUACACCAAACCGUAGAGGCCUUGAGGAAAGAUCUGGAUCCAAUAUACCAAACACUAAAGGCAUUGAGGAUAGAACUGGAUCCAAUACACCAAACCGUAGAGGCCUUGAGGAAAGAACUGGAUCCAAUACACCAAACCGUAGAGGCCUUGAGGAAAGCUCUGGACCCAAUAUACCAAACAGUAGAGGCCUUGAUGAAUGAUCUGGAUUCAACAAAGCAAAGCUACCGAACCUUAGAAGCCUACAGGAAUGAUCUGGAGCCAACAAACCAAAUCCUAAAAGCCUCAAAAAAGGAUCUGGAUCCAAUAUACCAGAUCCAAGCUGUGAACAACAAGGAUACAAUACACCACACCAUAGAACCCUUAAUGGCAGCUGAGGAUCCCACACCAUACACCCUAGAGGCCUUGAAGAAUGACAUACAUCAAAUACAGAACAUGACAGCUUUGAAGAAAGAUCAGGAUACAAAUCAUACCCCAGACACCAUGAUGAAAGAACUGAAGGCUCAAAUUCACAUCUACCUGGAGCAGAUCAGAGAUGACAUGAGUCACCAUGCAGUUAGGGACAAAGUUCGUCAUACACACAAAGGGCCACACCGUGCUUAUGUCACACACACCGAUUUACGAGGUUGGAGGUUGGCUGUGGUUGUACAAGGUGCAUGUCUCUUCUUUAUGAUCGCACUCCUGUCUGCAUCUCAUUGCAAGGUCAGGAAGGGCCAGCCUCAUGAUAGUAGUCAAGUGUGCAAAGAGAACCCCAGAGUCAUCGAAGAGGAAACCCUUGUCAAGGAUGCAAGUGUCAAGAUGGCGAGCGAAACAGUUGGACCCCAAGACACCUUCGUGAAGGGAACAGCACUGCUGUUUCAACAAGCAGUCCAAGCUGUGGACUUUGCCAAUUAUGGGGUGCAAUUUGGCCUGUCUGACCACGAAAUACACCACAUUGUGAACACCGAAGCUGUGACCUUGCAAGAGCAAGCUGCCAAGAAGUACGAAGCUUGGAACAGGGAUGGAAAGAUGGGGGAAGAAAGCCACCUAAGGGAUGACAUAGUGGCUGAAAGAAUCCAGCAGCUCCCUCGCAUGUUGUCCCAAUAUAAGCGAGAGUAAUGUGCCCAGCAGUGGUUCCCUAGCAUGACACAGGGAUCACCCUAUGCAACGUGCCUUACAGAACGUACCUUACAAAAGUGCCUUACAGACCCUAUCAUGUGGCCUAUGUAACAUGUCUUACAUAAGUGUCUCAAAUGGCACAUUAUUUUAGAAAACAGUAAGCAUCAUUAUGAUUGAGUUGCAUCUAACUUUUGAAGAAUACAAUUUGCAUAAGCUAGAGAUUGUGGUGAUGUGACAGUGUGCAGUGAUUGUGCAUUUGUAGGACUGCAUGUGUAGAAUUGUUUGAGAUUAUAUUAGCUCCAUAAAAUGAAGUCUGUAAGAUACUAGUAACAUUGAUAGACUUAAGUAAGAAUGAGGUAAAAUUGCAACCGUAACACAAUGUAAUUUUGUACAAGAUGGCAUAGGAUAUUGUACCUAAAUAAAGGCAGGAUUUACAUUUCAGUCUAGGGCUGCAUAGUUGUAACAUUUUCAGGAACAGGUACAGCAGUGCCAGACCAGUAAGGAACAGGUACAGCAGUGCCAGACCUGAAAGUUUAAUUUGGCCAAUUACAGCAUGUAUUUACAUGUUAUACUUACAUGAAUUAUAACCAAAACGUAUUUUUAGUGAAUUGUAAAUUGAUGUUCUUGGAUUCUAAUUUUCAUUAUUCUAAUCAAGAGUACUAACAAGUUUCUAAAGUUUCUAGUAUGAAAUUGUUGUCCUAAUAAGAGUGAGACAGGAUUUUUUAGCCUUCUACCUGCUUGGAAGAUGUUACUAAUUUGUGUGGUUAGGUAUGCUGUGAUAAGUGCUACAUCCUGUAUCACCAAACAUGUUUACAAUAAAAUUGCUGGGA